AUGGGCUCCUCGAUAAUUAACAUUCAACGCGACUUUAUAUUGAACACAAUCCGCAAUGCCGGUGGCCAUGAGUGGAAAGUGUUGGUGGUGGAUGAAACCAGCAAGAAAUUGGUCGAAGGCGCUGUGAAGGAGGAGGAAAUUCUCAAUCUCAAUGUUUCCAACGUCGAGCAGCUCGAACAUCGACGACCGUCCAAUGCCGAUAUGGACGCGUUGUACAUAUUGUCCCCGGAAUCGUACGUGGUCGACUGUCUGAUGGCAGAUUUUGAGGUGGGCCGAUACAGGAAGGCAUUCUUGGUGUGGACUUCAUCCCUCGAUCCGCAGCAGCGAUCUCGGAUUGACCGGUCCCAAAUGGCGCGCGAGCGCAUUGCGGACUUUUACACUAUGAACAUCAAUUUCUACCCCAGAGAAGCGCGGUUGGUCACAUUCCGGGAUCCGUGGAGCUUCCCGGUGCUCUUCCACCCGGGUUGUAACAAUUUGAUUCGGCGUCAUUUGGAAGAAUUGGCCCAGAAGGUCGUCUCUCUUUGCGCUUCCCUGGGCGAGUACCCUGUAAUUCGGUACUAUCGGCCCCGAUCUCCGACUCACGAGGCCGCAGUUAUGUGCUCCCACUUGGCGCGUUUCAUUCAAAAUGAAUUGGAUCAGUUCGCGCAGUAUCAGCGUGACUUCCCGCCUCAAACAAACCGCCCCCGAGGCGUACUGCUCGUAGUAGACCGUUCCAUGGACUUGUUUGCGCCCCUCCUUCACGAGUUUACAUAUCAGGCUAUGGUCCACGAUCUUCUUCCUGUUACAGAUGGAGACAAGGUUACCUACAAAACAGUUUUAAAUCAGGGCAGCAAAAAUGAGGAGGUCAAGGAGAUGGAGAUUGGCGAAAAUGAUCGAGUCUGGGUCGCCUACCGCCAUAUGCAUAUGAAGGAUGUGCUUGGGAAACUGGGCGAGGACUUUGCCAAAUUCCGAGCAGCACACCCUCAGUUCGCAGAUGAUAACGACAAAUCUAAUGUGAACACCAUCAAGGAUAUGUUGGGCGGACUGACAGAAUUCCAAGAGGGUAAAGAUACCUACACGCUACACCUCAACAUGGCCCAAGAGUGUAUGAACUACUUCCAGUCCCGCAAACUCUUGGAAGUGAGCUCCACCGAGCAGUCAUUCGCCACGGGUCUGGACGAGAACUACAAAAAGGCAAAGAACCUAGCAGCGCAGCUCGUGCAGCUCCUCGAUGACGAAUCAGUCGUACAAGAAGAUCGGCUUCGACUCAUACUUCUGUACAUCAUGUAUCGUGGUGGAUUGCUAGGUGGUGACAUUCGCAAACUCAUGGCGCACGCUGGCCUCCCACCAAAAGACGGCGGGGUGAUUGCUAACCUCGAACUCCUUGGAGUUCGUGUCGAGAAGCCUCUUAAGGAUGAUAAGCCACCGGUGCAACCUCUUUUCAACCGGAAAAACCCACAGCCUGAAUCAGAGGAGCUCAGCUUGAGCCGGUACGAGGUAGCUGUCAAGCAGAUGCUCGAAGACCAGAUUCAGGGCAAUCUGGACGCGACUUCCUUCCCCUUCACACGCCCGCACACCGAGACGGAUGGCGCCAUAGCUGCCCAAGAAAUGCAGUCACAGCAGGCCUCUUUGCGCAGCGCAAAACCGACCUGGGCACGCACAAGAUCCGUCGACCAGCCCCGACAGCGUAUAAUCGUCUUCAUGGCCGGCGGUGCCACCUACAGCGAGUCACGAGCCUGUUACGAAAUUUCAGCGGCAUACAACCGGGACGUCUACCUUGCCACGACGCAUAUGCUGACCCCGAGUCUCUUCCUCCGCCAGGUAGGCGACCUCGGUGUUGACCGGCGGCGUCUCGACCUCCCAGCUGACCGCCCUAAACCUACUGCCCCGGCCCAUCUCUUCGAGCGCGAGGCCCCUCCAACUCCCGAUCCGCCGCCACAGAAGAAGAAGCCCGUCUCAACAGCACACCUCAACCCCCCAGCUCCACCAGAGGCGCUGAUGGCUGGUAUGUCAAUAAACUCAAACGGAAGCGGAAGCAGCCCUGCCUUAUCUGGCAGCGGGAAGAAGGAUAAGGACAAGAAAGAUAAGGAGAAGAAGGAGAAGAAGGAAAAAAAAUACCGUUUCUUCAAGUAG
Messenger RNA from Penicillium samsonianum, 2112 nucleotides. Its product is annotated as Sec1 family protein. The record is from RefSeq and is a predicted model, not a curated record. Lineage: Eukaryota; Fungi; Ascomycota; Eurotiomycetes; Eurotiales; Aspergillaceae. Gene Ontology annotation, biological process: vesicle-mediated transport; intracellular protein transport. The transcript has 7 exons. Gene Ontology annotation, cellular component: secretory granule; plasma membrane. Gene Ontology annotation, molecular function: syntaxin binding. The coding region runs from base 1 to 2112 and encodes 703 amino acids.